AUGUCUGGCGAUACCUUCCUCGCUCGCCUUUGCGAGCAGGCCGAGCGCUACGAUGAGAUGGUUGGCUACAUGAAGGAGGUCGCCAAGCUGGGCGGUGAGCUGAGCGUCGAUGAGCGCAACCUCCUCAGCGUUGCCUACAAGAACGUCGUCGGUACCCGCCGUGCCUCCUGGCGCAUCAUCUCCUCCAUUGAGCAGAAGGAGGAGAGCAAGGGCACCGACAAGCACGUCGGCACCAUCCGCGAGUACCGCACCAAGAUCGAGCUCGAGCUUGAGCAGGUCUGCCAGGAUGUCCUCGAUGUCCUCGACGACAGCCUUAUCCCCAACGCCCAGACCGGCGAGUCCAAGGUCUUCUACCACAAGAUGAAGGGUGACUACCACCGCUACCUCGCUGAGUUCGCCUCUGGCGAGAAGCGCAAGGGUGCCGCUACCGCUGCCCACGAUGCUUACAAGAGCGCCACCGAUGUCGCUCAGACCGAGCUGACCCCCACUCACCCCAUCCGCCUUGGCCUGGCCCUCAACUUCUCCGUCUUCUACUACGAGAUCCUGAACUCGCCCGACCGUGCCUGCCACCUCGCCAAGCAGGCCUUCGACGAUGCUAUCGCCGAGCUCGACUCUCUCUCCGAGGAGUCUUACCGCGACAGCACUCUCAUCAUGCAGCUCCUGCGUGACAACCUCACUCUCUGGACCUCUUCCGACAGCGGCGAUGCUGAGGGUGCUGCCGCCGGCACCACCGAGGCUGCUGAGGAGAAGAAGGAGGAGCCUAAGGCCGAGGAGCCCAAGGCCGCCGAGGAGACCCCCGCUGCCUCCUAA
Molecule: messenger RNA, 810 nt
Organism: Colletotrichum phormii
Lineage: Eukaryota; Fungi; Ascomycota; Sordariomycetes; Glomerellales; Glomerellaceae
Product: 14-3-3 family protein
Exons: 4
Coding region: 1-810 (269 amino acids)
Biological process (GO): signal transduction; intracellular protein localization
Cellular component (GO): cytoplasm
Source: RefSeq, a predicted model, not a curated record